This is a messenger RNA of Porites lobata, 17095 nucleotides long. NCBI's taxonomy places the organism in Eukaryota, Metazoa, Cnidaria, Anthozoa, Scleractinia, Poritidae. The record is from the annotation of a GenBank genome assembly.
CUACUGCUGUUUUGCAGAGCUAAUUCCGUCACACAAUGUGCUGCAGUGGCUAAAGACAAAGGAUAUAAGUACUUUGCAAUCCGGAAUGGUGGUGAAUGCCUUUCAGGUAGAAACCUUUAUUCUAGGCAUAAGGAACACGGAGAAUCAGAUGAAUGCUUUGAUGGUGAAGGAGGUCAUGAUGCCAUGAAUGUGUACAACAUAACAGGUAAUAUCUAAUGGAUUAAUGGUAUUAUUAUUCAUUCAAACUGAUAUUUCUUCAUUUCUGAUUGGCUCAAAUCCCCCAGCUAAUUCUUCAUAACCAGCUGGGGCAGACCAUAUUUGGAAUAAGAAGAUUUAGGCAAUAACCAACUGAUACAAUGGAUAUUUAAUAAAACCUCAGCAUCAGCUACAGUGGAACCUUGAUACAACAAAUCUCUAUAUAACAGGUCUUCUGACUGGUCGUGGAAGGUAAAGUCAAAUUUCGCGGGAUUUUUAGGGAAAAAUUUGCGGAAAAAUCGGCCAAUUUCGCAGAAAUUUCGCAGGAGUUUUUGGGGCAAACUUCACCAAAAAGCAAUUGCUAAAAAACAGCUGAUUUUGUGGUUAUUUUCAAGGCAAAUUUCGCUAGAAAUCGAUAGUUUUUGCGCUGAUCAGACCAGCGUUUUUAACGUUUUUCUAACAGAGGUCAUCAUUUGCUCUUUCAAUAAAAAUAUGCUCCAGAAAUGAACCAAUGGCAAAGGCUUUAACAUCAUGGCUAGUGCCCAGUUUUUCGCAACAUAAUCUACGCAUGGUAGUUUCAGGACGUUGUUUGCACCUUUCAGUCACGAAGUUCCAAGAUAAAUUUGCAAGUUUACGGCCAGUAAAUAGCCCCAAUAGCUGAAAUAAGUUCCAAAUAUGUUGUACAGACAUAUAUUUGAUAAGAUUUCUACUGAAUUUUGUGGUAUUUUCCGUGUUUUUGUGAAUUUAGUGGGAUUUUGCGGAUUUAUCUGAAUUUCGUGGCUCCGCGAGCGCACAAAACAUCAGAAGCCCUGAUAUAACGAAAUCCUCAGUUUAACUAACGAUUCUCUCUGCCCCAGUAAUAGUGAAAUCUAUGGAAGAGAACCUCGUUAGGACAAACCCCCGUUAUAGUAAACAAAAUUUUGUUCAGUCCGUUGGCCCUUUGUUAUAUUGAGGUUCUGUGUUUCCAGUGGGUAGGUGAUAUAAACACAAAUUCUUAUUUAUAUAACACCCCAUAUAUGUGCUUUUAAUAGGGGAUAUCCCAGAGCUAGAAGAUUUUGAAGGUGACAUCCUCCUUACAAAGGUUCAGAAAGCUAUGAUAAGACCUUUGCAUCAAGAUGUGGCUGCCGCGGGAGUCUGGUCCAAAACUCAGUUUAUGUGGCCUGAGAGAACUGUUCCUUAUUACAUCCCACCUGAUCUUGGUAAGAAUGAUCACUCUUUCAGUUAUUUUGUAUUGUCAAAGCUGAGCCAUCAGCUACGCAGGCUAGAACUGGUGUUCGAAAUAUUUUACAGUAAAUGGUGUUGUUAGGAAUAAAUAUUCAUUAUAUGUUAGAACAGGCCAUCUGAUAGGGUGCGAUAAAAAGUCAGAAAUGGUGCGAUAUUUUCAGGGUAGAUUGUCAAUAAGAUAGGAUUAUUAUGCAAUAAAUUAUGUGGUUUUUUCAGGGCUAAUUUACAUUGUUUUACCAGGUUUCGAAGGAGAAAAACCACUUUAAUGUUGUUUAACAGGCAAUUUGAAUGUAAAGGAAUAAUAAAACAUCUAUUUGAAAACAAAAUAGUUAAACUUGUCCGAUUAUUUUGACCCGGAAAAGAAAAAGGACACUUGCUUAAUAUUGCAUGACACGCUUACACCACUGACCACACUGCUUGUUUCUGAAAUCAAAAUGGCUGCCCCGAUACCGUGAUUGCCCGAUCAAAGGUUUCAGAUGUCUUGCCUUUCUUUAGUGGUAAAUCACCUUAAAUAAAAUUAAGAUUGAGAAAAUUUUUAAUUAAAGUUAGAAUUCAUUGUUUACUUUACUUGAAUUUAGCAUUUUUUUAUGAAUUAUACGAUUUUCCUCAAAUUGUGCGAUCGGAUGCGAUUUCAGGUCAAUUGUGUGAAAUCGCACCAUCGCGUAAUAUCAGAUGGCUUGUUAGAAACAACUCGGUAUGCUUUGCAGUGUAUGGGGCCAUGUUGACAAACUCACAAGUUCUUUGCAAGCAUGCUGAGAUAAACUUGUACGCCCAAGUUGAUGUUAAGGCUGUAUAAUGCAGAACUGGUGUCAAAUCAAACAUUAUCAACUACUGUAACCCUGUGUAUAGCCUUUAACGACAUCAGGGUAAAGCCACUCUUAUAAAUUAAAUCAAGUUUUAAAAUGUGGCCAAGAAAUUUAAUAGAAAAAUAACAAAAUGUCAGCCAUGUUUUUUUACUUGGGUUUGGUUGUAGCUGCCCAUUUUGUUACCAGACAAGCUCACUCUCUGUAGAUCAGGGAGAAACGUAACAUGCAUGGACUUUGUCUGAUUAUGGUGGCUCACUUAACUUGAUCAGUGAUAUGUUAAUAUAUUAUAACUAUCAUCAUCGCUGACCGCUGACCACUGACCGCUGAUUGCUCUUGUGGGCUUGCUCUUAGACUCCAAGGACUGGGAUUUCUUUAUUUUGAAUAUCCUUUCUUGAGCACAUCUUCUGGUUGCAUGGAAAAAAGUAAAGUGUAUCAUAAAUUUUUGUAAGUAGUUUCCUUCAUAGCCAAUGUCUCAUGAGGUUAUAGAUUUCAUAGUAACAACAACAUCACCUUACGAUGUUUAUUCGAUUAACGCCGCCCUAAAGAAAUGCCAUCCUUUAUCAAAUGCAACAGAUGAAAGCAAAACUACCAAUAAAUGCCACCCUCUAAUAAACGCCACACGUAAUCAGUAGAAUGUGGCGUUUACUUGAGCAUAAUAAGAAAAACGUUGGUACAACUUGGUAGUUUACACCAUCCAGACAUUUACUAUUCUACAUGUAGCUCAGCAAAAUAUGAGUGUCAAUGGAACGUUAAAAUUUAAUCUUAAUCUUUACAAACCAUUUACAAUAACUGUUGUCAGUGAUUAAAAAAAAAAAUGAUUUUGAAAUAAACACCACCCUUAAAUAAAUGCUGCAUUUGAAAUGCUAAAAAUUUAAUAAACGGUGCAGCAUUUAAUCAAAUAAAUACAGUAUUUCUUUUUUUAAAACAAUAUCAGACACAUUGAUUUACUUCUAGUGAGUAGUCAUUGAGGUAGGUUGUCUUAACUAAAUACAAAAAUUAAUGUUUACUUUGAGUGAUGGAAAGUUGAUUUACUCAACCUGGUUAACUCACUGCUAACCAGAACCAGAAUCCCUCUUAGUUGUCAUGUGUUUCAUUUUUCAGUUGGCCAUCAGUUAGCUGACAAGUUUAAUCAUGGGAUGAGACACUGGCGUGAACAAACAUGCAUUCAGUUUGUCCCUAAGUCUGGUCACAGAGAUUGGAUUGAGUUAUAUCGAGAAAAGAACCCUGACAGCCGUAGGUAACGUGGUUAUGCCAAUGGUUAUAUAUGGGAAAUUCAAAUACCCUGCUAGUGGAAGUUCUUUUCUGGCUUAGUUUUUCAUUGGCCUUUGUAGAGUCUAUGCAUGCUUAAAAGUACAUGUAAUGUCAUAAGGCCUACACUUGUAGUUAAGGAUCAAGGGAGCAACUGCGAUUUGGGCAAGCUGUAGCUAUAGAACGUACUAGCCCAAUAUUUAUUUUAACUAGCCCUUCUCUCCUUAUUUUUUAAAGGCAUGGUUGAUUACAGUUCUUCUUGUCAUUUGAAUUCCCCCAAAAACUUUAACUGGCCUUUUUAGCAAGGUACGAAGAGAAUUUACUAUCACGAUAGCAGAAUUUACUAGCGUCAAACUAUUGGACACUACUUUCUUUGCAUGCUGAGGGCAGGGGGCUGGGGAUUUUUCCAGCUAGGAGACAAAAGAAAAAAUAGAACCAAAGGAAAUUCCUAGCUGCAUGUUCAAUACCCCACCUGCUAAUUGCAUAUACCCAGCGAGGAUAAAGUCUUAGUGACAGCCCUGUAUGUUAGAAAGAAACCGUAGUUAGUAGGGUUAGAGAAAUGGGUUAAUUGCUUCUGGGGACUCAGUUAAACCUUAUAAAUAAGCUAACAACAAAGAUGUAGCAGGCCAUUUUGUAAGCUUGUAGCCAAACAAUGAAUGGAAAAUCAUUUUAAAAUAAAAAAAAAAACUCCAUCAUUUUUCCACCCUCCAGUUUGUGUAUUUAAUACACAAACAAACAUGUAAUUAUGUAAAUUGUUUUGUAAUACAAACGCAAGCAAAAAAAAGCGCAUUUGAGGGAGACCAAGGCUAGCCACUGGUUCCGUCUUCACGCUGAUCAUGAGCUUUAGUCAGUGAUGAGCCUAACAAUGUGUCUGUUUUAGGUGCGCCUCUUCCAUUGGUCGUAUUGGUGGUUACCAGCCAAUCAAAUUAGGAGACCACUGUCCGGCAGGCAGCCUUAUUCAUGAAAUGGGACAUGCCCUGGGAUUAUGGCAUACGCAGUCUCGGCCAGACAGGGACGGUUAUGUUAAAAUAAUAUGGGCAAAUAUCCUACCAGGUAAAUGCAUUGUAGCUUUCGUCUAAUUGAGUAAUUGUCUUGGGUAAAUAGAGAAGAGAAAUGAUGGCGUGACAAAAACCAAAUUUGUGAGAUUAUGGGAUUGAUUGGUUUUUCUUGUUCUUUCUGGAUAUGCUAACCUAUCCCAUAAUUUAACAAAUUUGAAGUUUUGUGACGUCACAUCAGCUUCUCUAUAGGAACUUUGCAGUUACUUCUGUCUGUGGCCUACCUCCCUGAUACAGGGGCACCUAGAUGUGGUGCCUACAAUUCCCCUAACUUUUUAUUUGGCCCACUUUAAGGUAGAAACCUCUCUAAGAUUGGACAUUUAAUUCCGGUUCCAUAGAGUUUGCUGUAUUCUCGUUUUUCUUUUGGUAGAAGACGCAAAGGGAUCAUUUGCUGUAACUGUUUCAUUUCAGACGGCUUUAAACUCGCUCUAGCAAGUUUAUAACUUCAACUGCAACUUUAUUUGAAUUCACAAAUAACUUACAAUGAAUACUUAAGACUGGCCUGCAACUAGACUGCUAGUAGUCUCUCUUUUUCUUCAGAUUUAGGCCCGGUUCAGACGCCGUACUUGUCCGCUCAGCUGUUCUUUCCGCCUAGCCCGGCCGGGAAUUUCGCCUUUGGAUCGACUCUGGAACGCCUUUGAUUCAGACGCCGCACUUUUCAUGUACCGAACCUAGUGCAUAAAUUCUUAUUACGUGUUUCAGUUUGUAAGCAGUUUGACCGAAAUGAGCAUUUUUCUCCUUCUGAAUUUAGUUCGGCUGGAAUUAAGAUCCGUGUCUGAAUCGAUUCAGCUGGUCUAAAUAAUUUGGGUCGGCCUUAAUUCGAAUAUAGGUUCGGCUUACGAAAAGUACAGCGUCUGAACCGGGACUUAGUGAGAGCAGUGCACGCACGCGCGAGCGUCGAGCGAUGAAGCCGCAAGACAUGAGAAACAAGGGCGGCGGCCCGAGAAGUCACGCGUGUGGUCAUUUUCGUCUCUCGGCUGUUUCCCCCGAGGAGCUAACUCUAUGGAAAGAGAGAGACUACUCGUAGUCUAGUUUAUAACUCAUGCACACUUAAAGCGCCCUGUAAAUUUUAACAAAACAACAUGCCAUGCCAUUGUCUUUUCAAAAUAAGUGAUCUGUUUUUUUUCUCUCUGUUCAUGCUAGGUAAAUCAGAACAGUUUUUGAAAUAUGAACACGGCAUUGUUGACACGCAAAAAAUACCGUACGACUAUAUGAGCAUUAUGCAUUAUGGAAAAGACUACUUCGCAAAGUUGGAUGCAAGCAAAAGGCAUUAUCUUACCACUAUCGAGACUAAAGAUACGAAAUAUCAAAACUCUAUUGGCCAGAGGAAGUACCUGACGCCGAGUGAUGUCCUUGCGAUAAAUACCGCGUAUGGAUGUCCCGGUAAAUAUUAAUAUUAACAUUGAUUUUUACUUUUUCUGAGGAUAAUUGCGUCACAAAGAUUGAGUGCUUUUUGCAAAAGAGGUAAUGUGUUGUUUUUAAAUCUGUAGUUCAAAUUACCUCACUACAAUACAAGAAUAGGGAGGGGUUUUAGAGCAAAAUGAAUUAGGAUACUGUUGACUGUCGCUCAUAAGGCCUUAGCUUAUAUAUCUUCGUCAGUGGUUUCAAGGCUGGUUUUCACUGGUUUUCGGAGUCGGGGUCGUAAUCAGAAGCCUAAGACUUUACGAUCUAGCGAAAACAGCGUUCUGAUUCCGCUUACGACUCCGUCGGCUGUCGCAAACUAGGUUGUCGGAGUCGCAAGCAGAAGCGUAUGAACCAAACCAAUCACAAAAGCGUUGGAACGUUUAAUUUGAUUGGUUUAUCCUUCCGCUACUGCUUUCGACUCCGACAAUCUGGUUCUCACUAGAUCGUAAGCGGAGUCCAAAGAAAAUGGAAACGUUCUGAUUCUUUUGACUCCGAUUCCGUCGCGCAUAUGACUCCGCCUACGACUCCGAUUUUUGAUAUUCACUAAGUCAUAAGCGCUCUUGCGACUCCGCUUUCGACUCCGACUCCGGCGCUAGAGAAAACCAGCCUUUAGGAGCGCUUAUAAGGAGGGGCUUGUAUUCGAGGUGGCUUGAUAUCAGAAAAGAAAGAGCGCUUAAAAACGUCAUAAAAAGGACGGGCGCAUGAAUCCAAUCCUUCCGCCCUUGCAGCCAAACUGGACAAAUUUGCUUACACACGUUAUUUAUAUAAAGAAAGCCACUCCCGAGGGAGAAACGCAGACACACUCCUGAAAUAGAUCUCUCCCUACUAAUUCGUCAGAAUUAAAGGCCAGUGUUACGCGAGCGAGCGCUGGGAAUAAGGCUAGAAGACAAAGGGAAUGGAGAAUCAACUUAGGUUAAUAAGAAAUUAACCCGAAAUCAAAUUUCACCACCAAGCCUCGUUACGAAAUUAAAAAAUUAGCGAAGUUUCAAAGAAAUGAAUUCCCGAGGCAGUAAAUUGAGGCAGUAGAGUUGAAAAGAGAAUACCCACGCACAAAAAAUGCAAAUGCAAAAAGUUUUGAUCACAAGCGAGGCUUGGUGGUGAAAUUUACUCGUCUGACGUAAUCAUAAAUAAGGGCUAUCGUUGAACUCACGCAAUACAGCGUUUUCACUCACUUGAUUAGCAGCUAUUUAAACUUAUUCAACCAAAGAGUGGAUUUUCUCACCGGACUGGUUUGGAACAUUAAGAUCGCCGCCGUUUUAUUGUUUUGGUACACUAAUAUGUUGCAGAUGUGACGUCUUAUAAAAACGCUCCAUAGUUAACUAUCCGUGAGCGUUUUUUUUUUCUUUCCAGUUAAUCAGAUAUAAUAGAGGAUUAGUUACAUUUUGUGAUGCUGCUGUUGUUGUUGUUGUUCUUGUUAUUAGAGAGCUUUACAGGGUUGCCACUCAUCAGAAAGUUAAAAAUUCCCUAACUUUUCCCUGACUUUUCACUGACCUUUCAUUAAUGAGAAACAAUCCAUGUUUACAUUUGCUUUAGCAUUUUUUUUCGAUAGUUUUCUCUUCAUUUUCAUCCUCUUUCAGCUUUUUGCGGAAAGAGGAAGAAGGAAUUUGGAAGAAAGCAUUCACAACGAAAACCACGAACCUCAAGUAAUACACAUGUGUCGGGCGUAGAGUGUCCAAUUGAUCGCUUUGCUUGCUUUGCAGCAUACUUUUCAUCUUUCCCGAAAGAAAACGCAUUUCAAAAUCUUGAAGAAAACUUAUGAACUAUAAACCGGAAAACAGAAUUCCCUGACCUUUCACGGACUUUGACAAUAGCAAAGAUUUUCCCUGACUUUUCCCUGACUUUGAAAAAUUUUCGUUUUUCCCUGACUUUUCCCUGACCGUGGCAACCCUGGCUUUAGAUUCGAGGACGAGAACGACUACGAGUACGAGAUUUGACUGUAUUUUUUAUGGCGUAUUCUCCAAAACUAGACGCCCCGGAAAACUUCAUUGAACUUGUGCUUCACCAGAAAAGUUAGCACUGUUAUCUUUAUUAAAGGAGAUUAAGCCGUCUUCCGAUCGCAAAAUGAUAAAACGUGUAACAUUUGAUAACUCCUCCGCCACUACGACAUUCACGCUAAAACUUGUAGUAGAAUGACGACGCUCUUUUCCCGCCAAAAUAGGGACUUUAAGAUCUGGGACGCGACGACUUCUAGAACGCGGUGGCUGAUAAAGGACUGGACCUGUAGAACGCCGUCGUUUGCGCGCGAAAAGUAAAGUUAAGAUCUCUGUCGCGAUGCAAGACGACGCGGCUGCAAACCGCUCUUUAUCAGUGUGAUUCUUCGGCGAUUCUUUCGCAGAAAUAGCCAUGGCAUCAUUUAAGAAAGUCCAAGAAAUGCUUUGUUUGUGCUUUGUUCGAUAGCAUCAUCUCCACUUCUUGGUUGACGCUUCGGUUUGUCAUCGCUUUCAUCCUCUGAUGAACCUCUUUUCUUCGUCUCUGACAGCUUCUCCAUCGCUUUUAGUCUAACAUCUUUCACUUUAGCCCGAUCGUAUUGACGUUUUUUGCUAGCUGUUCCCUGUGUUUCCUGUAAUUCCGCUUCGCCACUUUCUUCCAACGCGAUGAUCAUAUCUAAUAGGUUUUCUAGUUCCGUUGGCUCAUCGGGAGUUAUCCCAGUUGCUUUUUCCUCCGCUAGAAGUUUCUUCUUAUGCUUGUAAACAAGGAUUCCCACGUGGUCUCGGACUGAUCGCUUAUCAACCCUGAAUUUCGGCACAGUGAAUUUGUUCAAGUUAUCUGCUAUUUUUUCCCACAUUCUACUUCUUUGUGUUGACCCUUUCUUAGUUGUGUAGGGAUUUACAUUGACGACUUCUCUGCAUAGAAUGGCUUCAUGAUCAUGAGUCCAAAACAUUACUGAACUAAAGAGAAGCAUAAAAACACACACAGUUUAAUAAAAUAAAAUAAAAUAAUACAGGCUUAAAAUUGGCUUUUAGCCGCAGAUGAACGCAAUAAAUCGAGAAUUGCAACGGUACAAGAGACGAGAAGAGUAUGCAGAAGACUCCUGCAUUCACUAUUUGCAGUUUUAGCUCGUGACUUACUUGCAAGCCUCGCUCGAAGUCGAAGUCGAAGGCGCUGCCAUUUUAUAAGCUUCGUACACCUGAAAGAAAUUUAAAAAUAAUCUGAAAUCCUUCCAUCUCUGCGAUCUAAAAUGUCGCCAGAAAUUACGUCCAAUGAUCCUAGAAGGCUGAUGUUACAUGUUUAGAGGAAUAUACCAUCAUUUAAUUUAAGCACAGGAACAAAUAUACUCACGUUUUGUACAGAACGUCAAACACGCAAAACCCACGUUCUCGACGCGACGUGGUGACACCAGGACAACGGCUUGAGCAUGCGCAACAUGUCUCCUCUUUGAAAAUCUACUUCCUGUCGCGUCUUACAGCCGUCGCGUCUCGGAUCUUAAAGUCCCUAAUGAUCCGGGCUCACGCGCGAGCAAUGCUCAGUGUUGCGAAAAUCUCGUACUCGUAGUCAUUCUCGUCCUCGAAUCCAAAGCUCUCUAUUGUUAUUCUGAAGCAAGUAUUACUUUAGGCAUAGUUAGUAGAGGAGGCUGGUUAGGAAGUCCGGCAAACAUCAAAGUUGAAGACAAUGGUGCUGUAGGUUAUGUUGGAAGCUCCUUAACCGUCCACAAUCCUUAGUUUUCUGUUCACAAAUUAUGACUGAAUAAUAACAUACCAUAAUACUCUUUGUUUGUCACCUCAAAAGUUUGCAUAAGCAUUGUCUUCAGUUCCUCUUGGGAGUUGAAAAGGCCCCAAGAGAAACUGAAAACAUUGCUUAUGCAAAAUUUUGGGGUGACAAACAAAGAGUAUUUUGGUAUGUUAUGGUAUUUUCUGGAGUAGUCAAUUGAACGCUGUGCACGGUCAGGCCCAAAAAAGCUAGCAAAAACCUAUAACAAAAGGUUUCCCAACCAUUCCUCUUAAAUUAACUAUGCUUUAGGUUAUCUGUUUUUCUUUCAAUCUUUAUUUUUUUUUCCAAUCUUUCUCUUAAGAUUACCCAUACAUGUGGCACACUGGGAGUUGGAGUGAUUGCUCAGAAUCAUGUGGUAAAGGUAAACAGACAAGGAAAGUCUUUUGUGCCAAAGACGGUGGAAAGCAAGCCGACCCCAAGUUUUGCAGCGAGACGAAACUCCCGGAAGAUUCUCAAAAAUGCUAUGGAAGGCUAUGUGGUAAAGUAAAGUUAAUUGUUUCGUUACGUACUGAAUGUCUGGUCAUAACUCUAUACAUUACGAACAUAAAGUAACUGUUAAGGGAUUUUCAAAUAAUUUUAUACAUUUUCUAUAAUUCUUCUUUCAAGUUAACGUCAUGUAAAAACACAGGAGAAACGUUUGGAUGGUCGUCUGUCAAGGGUUAUGAUUAAUUACAGAUUUCCUUAAAUAGUUUGCCAAUACCAAAUACACACUUAGUAUCGACCGGAACGCCCUAAACAGGAAACAGCUUCCCUCACAGAAGGGCUUCCUAAACUCACAAUAAAUAAGAAAUAAAAAAACAACUAAAAGAAAGAAUCAUAAAUACCUAGACAAGUGGCAGUCAUGUACAAUAUUAAACUAGAAUAUAAUUAAACUAGUAAAAAAAAAACAAAUUAAGAGAAUGUAGAAAUAUCCUUCAUGUGUAGAAAGGAUUUCAGGCAAUCCUUAAAAUCGUCUAAAGAUUCAGUUUUUCUUAAAUGUAGAGGCACAGAGUUCCAUGACUUUACUCUUCUAAAGAAGUAAGAAAAUUUUAAAACAUUAGUUCUUGCAUAUCUAAUUUUAAACUGGUAAUUAGUUUGUCUGAGGUUAUAUUUACGUGUGGAACUGUCAGCAGACACAAGAUAGUAAGACAGAUCCAAAUCAUGUAGGCCCAUCAUGCAUUUAAAAAGGAAAAGUAAGUCCAUAAAGAGCCUCCUUGAGGCCAAGGAAAGAAAAUUCAGUUCCUGAAGUCUGAAGGCCUGUCCUUUAUGAUCAGUUUAGUGGCUCUUCGCUGAACUCUUUCAAUUAAGUCAAUCAAAAACUGCUGAUGUGGCGACCAGACCUGGGAGGCAAAUUCAGCGUGUGGUCUGACUAAAUGAAUGUAUAGUUUGAGCAGUACAUGGCGUUUGGUACAAGUACCACAAGUUCUCUUGAUCAAACGAAGGACUUUAUUAGCGGUGUUACUUUGGCCAUGAUAUGGUUAUCCCAGGAUAGAUUGUGACUUAUCAACACUCCUAAGUCUUUUUCUUCUGAUGACAAUGGGAUACGUUCGGUUCCAAGGCUGUAAGAGAUUUCCUAUCUCUUUCUUUUGUUCGUGAUGUAGAGAUGUUUACAUUUCUUAGUGUUAUCGUGAAAAACAGUACUGAAAGCGGCAAUUGUUUAAAACUCAAGAAAGAAACAUGCUCAUGCAGUUACUAAGCUACAUGAAUUGCCAGCAUAAUCCCUAACCCCUUUGAAUGACGUCACACUGGUCCCCGUGCAGCAGCGCGAUAGCCCAUAUAAAUAAUAUUUUUAUGUUCCUGCGGAGUUCAUCAUCAGGAUUAUUGAGCUCAGUCUCUUUGACCUCUUGGAAAUUGCCUCCCCCGUCCUCCUACCUCCUUUUUCGGCUCUUAUGUUAAGUAUCCUGUGGAUAUAUCAGAGUUUGAGUUCAGUCUCGUCUAUUUUUUGUUCGUUAUUUAUGGCUACUUCUAAGCUGACAGACCAAUAAAGAUACUUUUCAUGUUUUCUUUAGAAAAGUGUCCAUACGGUUGGCUUGCUUUUAGCAACGCUUGCUAUCAAGUGAAUAAAGAAGCAAAAGACUUAAAGGCUGCAACCGAGUCUUGUCUCGAUAAAGGAGCUGGAAUCCUCACGCUAUGGAACGCGGAGGAAGAAAAUCUUUUGCGAGCAGAGUUAUUCAAGAUGCAAUUGCACAAUGUGUUUUAUUGGCUAGGUGAGGCUAUUUUUCUCUGAAUCUAGGGUAGACUAAUCUAGGGUUGCUUGCCAUGAACACAAAUCACUUGGGUGGAAAUCGUGUGCAUAAAACUAUAUAUAAUUUCUUUAAAAACAGCAAAAUAAGCAAUAUACAGAGAAAAGGAAAAGCGUAAGAAGCGUGCAAAUGAAGUGCUUAUUGCAUACAAGCAGAAGUUGUUCUUUGUCUUCUCAAUGUAUGAUAAUUAUCCUUAGGCAUAACUUUUGACUGAAAUAUUUCUACGUGCAUCAAUCGAUGAUGCAACUGUUCUUUGAUUGCUAUAAGCAAAUUGAGGCUAAGGGGAGCGUACACACAAAGGGCUGUUACGAUUCCCAUUGCGUAUUGUCAAUAAGUUUUAGUUACAUGAGUUUGCAUCAUGAUUUUCAAACCUCAUUUAACACGUAUGUUAAAAAGUGGCUAUCUGCAACAAGAUCCUCGCGUUAGAAUUGUUUAUUGCACGAUAACAGCCGCAAUAUAACCUAGAGACGUUCUUAAUCACUUAUAUAAAUAAGGUAAACUGUUUUUUUUUUAAAUCAGGAGCGAAGUAUAGCCCGAGUAAGGGCAGUUUUUUAUGGCCUGAUGGUAAAGCAGUUGUCUACAAUUCGUGGAAUCCUGGAGAGCCCCGAUUUGGAUUAGAUUGCUCGUUAAUGAUCAACAGAAAAGGCUGGGGAACAGAAAGGUGUGACAUGGAACGAAAUUACAUUUGCAAAAAAGGUGCGUCAAUUACAAGAUAAUAUCGCCUUAUUUGAGUAUUAUAACAUGUGGAUUUUAAUUUCUAGACAGUUUACUGCUUUUAGUUUGUAUUUAUAGACAAAUCUUUUAUUUUUGCGAUACAGAACUAAAAAGCUACAAAAGGAAUAAGGUCGAGGCAAACAGGGAAAGUCACGACUACAAGUGGCAUACAAAGGAUUGGAACGAGUGCACAAAGUCUUGUGGUGGGGGCCAGAGGAAUAGAGAAACAUUCUGCGCUGAUGAACAGAAGAAUAAAGUAGACGAGUCUCUCUGUAAAGGUAUAGGUAAAUAAUUUUACAGACUUUCGUAGGUUCAUCAUGAGGGCUGUACUCUAGCAGAGCCCGGUGUCCCCUGGCGCCUAAAUUUUGCCCUCGGGCGACUAGAAAAUCUCAAAGUUUUCAUCGCAAUCAUAUGCUGGGCACCCUAGAUUCUACUGUUUCAGAGCACUGGGCUCCCUUCAAUUUUCCUUAGAGCACAGCGUUGAUCAUAAUUGAAGAAUGGAAAAGGUAAUAAGGUACAUGUACUUCAGUUUUCGGCCGACGUCAACACACAGAGAACCGGACGAUCAUAUUCCAAUUACUUGUAAUAAUUAUCCAAAGUGCAAAAAAAAAAAAAUACAAAAGAAACAAAACCAAUAUCUUACAUGCAUUACUCAAAAAAAAACAAAAACAAUUAACUGGCUUCAUACCACUUAUUCCGUCAUAUCCUACCAAAAAAAACUUUGCUACAAAAGAGAAAGUAUGUACCCUUUAAUCACCUACACCUUGUUUUAUUGUAUAGAUUCCCCACCCUCAGCCUGGCAAAACUGUAAUGUGGAAGCAUGUCCCUCUCAGUACAAAUGGCACGUGGGAGACUGGGGAAAGUGUAGUAAGACUUGUGGAGGAGGAUUAAAACGAAGGACAAAAAAAUGUGCUGGAAAAGAUAUGAUAUCAACUUCAUGGAAGUUGUGCAAGGGACAUGAACCAGUUACUAAAAUGAAGUAAGAAAUGAAUUAUACAUUUUGAAAAAAAAAUAGAGGAAUAUGCAAAUAAUUUUCUAGGCCUGUGAUAAUUAGCAUUGCGGUUGGAUUAAUUCUGCAACUGUUACAUACACCUGUUUGUAGUUAAAACCAAUUGAAAAGUAUUUGUUAAGUUUUCAUGCUGUUACAUACAGAUAGGAGGAUCCAGGAAAUUACUCAUGAGGCCUGUAUUGUCCCCAUUAGCUGUAAAUCGUAAGGUAUCGACACUUGAAGGGCUCUGUCUCGAGGAUAUUUAACGAUUAUUUCUCAAGCCCGAAUGGGCUCUGAGUCAAUAGCCCUUGGGGCCGAAGGACUCAUGUGCUAUUGCUUCAGAGGCCAUGAGGGCGAGAGGAAUAAUUGUUUUAGUAAAAUCCCACUAGUUGGUCGAAAAUAUCGAAAAUAAAAAAAGAUUAGCUACUUAAGGUGACUCGACUCAGUAUUUUUGCGGGGCUACCAUCCUACUUUGAAGCUCUCUGGUAUCCCCACCUUUACUUUUAUCGUAAGUCUAACACAUAGAAUGGAUAACAUAUAGAUCAAUCUACAAUAUAACAUAAAAUUUUUGGCGAUCGGAGUAAAUGGCACGUAGUUAUAAUGCCACGUCCCUUUGAGGUCUGAGUCGAAAAUCUGCUGUUGCCGGCAUUUUUUCGUGAAAAUCUCUCGGCUACACAUAGUGCGCAUUAGUGCCUUGCGCUGAACAGAGUUUCACCAAAAUCGCAAAGACCCAAUUCGAGAAAUUCAGCGGUUUCCAAAUUUAGGUCAUAAUUUAUGCGAAAAUGAUAAGCAAACUUUCCACGGAUUAUAUCAAAUAAACUAUGGAAUUCAUCUCUUUAUUUUGGGCAUCGUUAUAACAGAUGGGUCCUUGCAAGUCAGCAAAACAAUUUAGGGCCUUGUAAAUGCGCGCGAUUUCGAGCAAAGCAAACAUAUAGAAAUUAUAGUUUUCGCUAUUUGUUGUUCACUUCUAGUGGGCUAUAACAUAUAGCCUAGUAGUUGCUCAACCAAUCCGAACGCAGCAUUGAUAAUAGACCACUAGUUGGAUAUUACUAAUGCUGUUUUAGCUCAAUUCUGUGCUGAAGUCAUUACUUAGUGCCUUUACCCAUAAAAAUGACCCGUUAGAGAUAUGAAGCAGAUUUCAAACAAGUUUCAGCAGGGGACACUAACCAUAUUAAUAGCAGGGAAUGCAUUUAAACUUGAAAAAGUUGGCCCAGCUUUUUCAAUUUUCAAUCCAUGUCCAUCCUUGCCACCUGUUGCAACAGACGACAGGGAACAAUUUCAAUGCCUAAACAUAGUCUUAAAUGACAAAACUGAACCAUUAUUUUUGGAAUUCAAUUGGUGUGAAGACAAGUUUUAGCUUUUUAAAAAGACAGCAAAUGGUGUGACAUAGCACCUUUAAAUAGAGUCUUUUUCGUUCCAUGCCUUUAGAACGUCAGUUGAUUUGUUUCUGCUAGCCAUACACGCAGUUCCUAAAAACAGUCUUCGUUCAGAUCUCUUAGGCCUAGUUUAAACGUCAAUCUUUUCAUGUACCGAACCUAAUAUCCAUUUAAUAGGUCGACCCAAAUGAUAACAGUUCGACGGAUGAUUCAGACGUCGAGCUUAUUUAGUCGGACUAAAUUCAUUUUCACGAUGUUCAGUGGUCUAAAAUGCUUACAACUGAAAAUAAAUUUUAGUAAUUUAUACAUUAAGUUCGACACAUGAGAAGUUCAACGUUUGAAACGAAGUCGCUCCACAGUCGAAAUUCCCAUGUGGGCCACUCCAUCUUAAAACAUGGGUCGACCCAAAUUAGAUAUGUCGAACUUAAUUAAUUCAAACGUCGAUCUUUCCAUGUACUUAAUUGAAGGGAUUAGGUUCGGUACAUGAAUAGCUCGAUGUUUGAACUGGGCCUUCAACUAGCAUCAAGUUGUAAAUACCAGUCGUAUUUCACAUCGCUCAAUGGAACUAUGCUUGCUGAUAGCUAAUACUUGUAAUGAAUAAUAAUUUCGUACGUAGGUGCAAUACUGGACCUUGCCCAGUCAAAAAGCUGAGAGUUUCAUCUUCUCCUGUUUGGAAGGUGAGUUUCCUGUACGCAUGAAUCUAUUCGUUGUCUGCUUUACAUACAAGCCUUUUUAUUAAAAUGUCAGUGCUUUAAUUUCAGAAAGUAAGAACGGCGUUGUCUCGAAUAAAACCGGCUCUUUUAGUUUUUUGCGAAUUGAACGUUAAUUCUGGCUAUACUUCAAAAGAGCUAUAAAAACUUCGAAUCGCCAUUAUUUCUUUUUAUUUCGGACCAAUGUUAAGUUAAUUAAGGUAACAGAGAAUGUAUCAACGUUGUAGCUUUUAAAAUGAUCCAUUUGACAAUUAUUUUGAUCAACUUUUGGUUCGCUCCAGGUUAGCCCGUGGAGUAAAUGUUCCAAAACAUGUGGACAUGGACAUCAAAUAAGGGGAGUUCAUUGCAUGCGAAGCAACAAUAAGCCAUUGAGCUCAUCGUCGUGUGCUGGACAAACCAAACCUGUUGCUGUUCGAAGAUGUUUUUUGAAAGACUGCACUCUACGAAGAGGUUUGAGUUGUUCAUCGUCUUGAUCAACAUCAUCAUCGUCAUCAUCAUCGUCAUCUUGAGCCAUCGUCAUCAUGAUUUUUAUCCAGAAUAAUGAUUAUGGUUAUGAUUUUGCUAAUGAUAAUGAUGAUAAUAGAUGAAAUGAUAUGUGUGAAGAGAAGAACACAGAAAAAAAUUAUGAGUCAUGAUGAUGAUGACGAUCAUAAAGAUGAUGAUGAUGUGUUGAUAAUGAUGAUGAUUGUCAUUUACUUUCGCUCCCUUUUUUCCCACAAAUGCGAUUUUUUGCAGUUACGUCCCAUUGUACUUUUUUUUCAUGAGAAAAGAUAGUACUGUUAUCUAUAUUGAAGGAGAUGAAGGCCUGUCUCGAUCGCAAAAUGAUAAAACCUCUGAUAUUUGAUAACUCGUUUCCGCCAUUACGACAUUCUCGCUAAAAAUCGUAGUAGAAUGACUACGGCUACCAAGUUUUCCCGCCAAAAUGACGCUGAUUCACGCGUGCGCACUACUGUCUUAGUAGUGAGGAAAUCUCGUCCUCGUAGUCGUACUCGUCAUAGAAUCUUAAGGUCUCUAAUAUAAUAAUAUAAAGGGUCAGCGACCUGCGAGAGUUAAUUGGAGAGAGUUAAUUGGUACUGAAAAAGAUAAUCUGUACAGGUAAAAGAGAUGGCCUUUCUUCUGGCUCGAAUACUCGUGAAUUAUUGAUACUGUAUAUUGUCAAAUUGCUUUAUGUUGUAUGCAGUCCGAGAAUUUGUAUCAUCUCUAAAAUAAUAAACUGUCUUUUUUAUUCUUUUGUUCUUCGAUGAGAUGGCAAUGAGCAUGAGCUGUUUUUUCUAAUCCCGUACCUUAAAGCUUACAAAAUGUUGACCACCUUAAUGUUUGGUAUUUUUUUAGUUCAUAGAUGUUCUGAUAAUCACGUGAUGUGUAAGAUUUGGACUAGACAAGGAAGCUGCAGAACGUCCAAGUGGGUUCGUUCUAAGUGUCCACGUGGAUGCAAGACUUGCUAA